AUGGAUGAUCAAAACCCUAAACCUGAAGAUCGAGGUGCACCUUCUGAACGCUCCAGUCGUACUAAUCACUCUGGCAGCUCUAGUCAUGGAUCACACGGUUUGGCUGUCAGAGCAAGAGCCAGAGCCGAAGCUGCAAGAAUCAUGGCUACAUUUGCGCAAAGACAAGCAAACAUGCAAAUCGAGCAGGCACGGAUUGAAGCUGAACAAUCAAAGAAAAAAGCGGACCUCGAAGCUGAACAAACAAAGAAAAAAGCGGAGAUUGAAGCGGAACAGCAAUGUAGAGCAGCUGAAGUACAAGCUAGCCUUGACGCGCUGAAGGUACGGACUGUUGCUGCAGCAGCAUGCGCUGAGGCUGAAGUCUUGGAAGCCUAUGAGGAUGAAGUUGGAGAGCCUUCAAGGCAAAGUGUAACAGGUCUGGCUCCCUAUUCCUCACAGCAACGCACUAGGGAAUAUGUGCAACAACAUUCUGUGGAUCAUGGUCAGCAACAACUCCGGCAUCCAAUACAAAAAGCCCUUUAUUCACCAGAGCGCCAGCAGUACAUGGACAACGGUGAUUACGUCUUAUCGCCAAAGUGCCAGCAAUACAUGGACAACAGUGAUAUGGAAAUACACGGUAUGGAUGUAAGCAGUUGUUCAGAAAAAAGCAACUCUUUUCAUUUUUUGCACAAAUGGCAGGAGGAACGCCAGAGCAGACCCACCACCCACAGCCGACAACGCCGUGGAAGCCCUGUGAAAUUCCCUCAAGAAAGAUAUUUCACACACCAACUUCACUUCGCACGCCACCGAGACCAGCAGCCUAGCCACCAAGGUGCAUUUAACUACAUGCCCCCAUGUGAUCAAUCAAACUUAGAACAAUACCUCAUUCGCAAAGAAAUAAUUAGCACUGGUCUCCUGAUGUUUGAUGAUAGACCUGAGAACUACUGGGCAUGGAAGGCUUCCUUUAUCAAUGCCACUGGCAGCUUGAACUUCACCUACAGCCAGGAGUUAGAUUUAAUGUCCAAGUGGCUGAGACCAAAGUCUGCAGAGUUGGCCAAACGAAUCCGUUCAGCCCACAUCCAUGAAGCUAAAGAAGGACUCUUUAUGUUGUGGAAGAGGCUGGAGGAAUGCUAUGGGUCAGCUGAAAUCAUUGAAGAUGCUAUGUUGAAGAGGUUAGAGGAAUUUCCAAGGAUUGCAAAUAAGGACAACCAAAAAUUACAGGAACUAGGAGAUCUAUUGCUAGAGCUGGAAGCAGCAAGAAGAGAUGGAUUCCUACCUGGACUUUCUUACCUCAACACUCCCCGGGGAGUCACUCCUAUAGCGCAGAAGCUCCCGAUAUACCUUCAGGAGAAGUGGAUCUCAGUUGGCUCGAAAUAUAAGGAAGACUUUCAAGUUCGAUAUCCUCCUUUUCACGUCUUUGUACAGUUUAUUCAAGACCAAGCAAAGAUACAAAAUGACCCCAGCUUUUCUGAGCUUGGUGGUGGUUCAAACAGGACAGAUAAACUACAGAAAGAAAUCAAACAAUCUGUGUUCACCAGGAAAACUGAUGUGUCCAAAGCAGAUGCAGGCAAGCAAAACAAGGAGGAGAAAAGGGUUGAAGAUCCAGACAGAGUGUGUCCUUUACAUAAUAAGCCCCAUCCCGUAAGAAAAUGUUAUGGCUUCCGCAACAAGAGUUUAGAGGAGCGGAUAGCCUACCUUAAAGAGAAACACAUCUGUUUCAAGUGUUGCGCCUCAACAAGACACUUUGCCAAGGACUGUGAUAAAACUGUGCAGUGCAAAGAGUGCGACAGUAGUAGGCACCCAACUGCUUUACACCCUGGCCCAGCAGUAAGAAAACCAGAGAGCUCUGCUGUCAUCAAAGAUCAAGGCGGGGAGCGAGAAGAGAAAGAGCCUCCAGAGGUCAAGUCAAAAUGCACGGAGGUGUGCGGGAAGGCAGUUGGCGCCCGAUCAUGCUCCAAAAUAUGCUUGGUCCGUGUAUACCCUGCAAGUCAACGAGAGAAAGCUGUUAAAGCAUAUGCUGUCCUCGAUGAGCAGAGUAACAGGUCGCUGGCCAAGAGUGAGCUAUUUGACCUGUUUGGCAUUGGAUCAGGUGCCACUCCUUACACCCUUAAAACAUGUGCAGGGGUCAUGGAAACAUCAGGAAGACGCGCAAAUAAUCUUAUUGUAGAGUCAAUAGAUGGCAGUGUACAGAUCCCACUGCCAACAUUAAUUGAGUGUGAUAUGAUGCCCGAUGACCGUGCAGAGAUCCCCUCAGCAGAAAUAGCACAUCAUUAUCCGCACCUCAAGCCAGUGGUAGAUAAAAUACCAGCUAUUGAUCCUGACGCAGAUAUUGUCAUGCUUCUCGGCAGAGACAUCCUACGUGUACACAAAGUACGUAGACAGUACAAUGGACCCAACAAUGCACCAUAUGCUCAGAAAUUGGACCUCGGCUGGGUCAUUGUCGGAGACGUAUGUCUAAAGGGAGUCCACAAGCCAAGCAGCAUUAAUAUCUAUAGGACCAAUGUCCUACCUAAUGGACGGACGUCGUUCCUGAGUCCAUGUACAAGUGUUAUUCAUGUGAAAGAAAAGUUCGACAAGAACACACCAAGGUCACGUAAAGAGACAGGUCUCCUGGAAGAUGACACUGAUAAACUUGGAAGCAACAUAUUUGAGAGGACAAAGGAGGAUGAAAAAAUAGCAUGGUCUAUUGAUGACAAAGCCUUCCUUGAGAUCAUGGACAACAAUGUCUACAUGAAUGAUGCUAACACCUGGGUAGCACCCUUACCAUUCCGUUUCCCAAGACAACGUCUGCCGAACAAUAGAGAGCAAGCGGCAAAACGACUGUCAUCUCUAUGUCGCACACUGGAAAGAAAGCCAGUUAUGAAAGAACAAUACACAGAGUUCAUGCAGAAAAUCUUUGAGUCAGGACAAGCAGAGCUAGCUCCACCAUUGAAGGAGAAGCAAGAGUGCUGGUACUUACCAACCUUUGGUGUCUAUCACCCUCAAAAGCUGGAUCAAAUACGCGUGGUGUUUGAUUCUAGUGCUAAACACGGAGGCAUUUCCCUCAACGACGUCCUCUUGAAAGGACCAGACCUGAAUAAUACCCUUCUUGGAGUCCUUACUCGCUUCCGCAAAGAGCCGGUUGCAGUGUCCACCGACAUACAGCAGAUGUUUUACUGUUUCACAGUCUGUAAAAAACACCGUGACUUUCUAAGAUUCUUGUGGUUCGAAGACAACGACUUCACAAAACCAGUGACUGAAUACCGAAUGACGCAGCAUGUGUUCGGUAACAGCCCUUUGCCAGCUGUGGCCAUGUAUGGCUUGAGAAGGGCAGCUAAAGAGGGAGAGAGAGAACAUGGUACAGAUGCCAAGCAGUUCAUAAUGAGGAACUUCUAUGUAGAUGAUGGGCUUGCAUCAUUAUCCAAUGCUGAGGAAACCAUCACCGUACUGUCAAAUGCAAGGGAGAUGUUGGCAGAGUCAAGCAUCAGGCUACAUAAGAUAGCAUCUAACAGCAACACUGUUUUGGAUGCUUUCCCCCCAGAAGACCUUGCCAAAGGCCUUAAGGAUCUCGACCUGACAUCUGAUCCACUACCACUCCAACGCAGUUUAGGCCUCAGAUGGGACCUUCAAACAGACAGUUUCUCCUUCUGUGUGUCUGACAAAGAAAAGCCAUUUACAAGAAGGGGAAUCCUUUCAGUGGUCAACAGUCUCUAUGAUCCCUUGGGGUUCGUGGCACCUGUCACAGUUCAGGGCAAGGCUCUCGUGAGAGAUGUCUCCACAGAAGAGUAUGAUUGGGACACUCCGCUACCAGAAGACAAAGCAACCCAGUGGAAUGACUGGGAAGAUUCCCUGAAGGAACUUAUGCAGCUCCAGAUCCAGAGAACCUACAUCUCUGUUUCUCUGCUCUCCACAGUAUACAGAGAGAUUUGUGUGUUCUCAAAUGUAUCAACUAUGGCUAUAUCAGCUGUAGCAUACCUCAGUGCAAUCGAUACAGAAGGACACAGCCAUGUCGGGUUUAUCAUGGGGAAAUCCAAGCUGGCUCCACGUCCUGCUCACACUGUCCCUCGUUUGGAAUUGUGUGCAGCCGUCUUGGCAGUGGAAACUGCAGAGACGAUAAUGGAUGACAUCGAUGUAGAGAUUCACAAAGUCAAGUUCUACACAGACAGCAAGAUCGUACUGGGCUACAUACAUAAUGCGUCCAGAAACUUCUAUGUCUACGUGGCAAACAGAGUGACAAGAAUAAGAAGGUCCUCUACCCCAGAGCAAUGGCACUACAUCAACACCAAACUUAAUCCUGCAGAUCACGGAUCUAGGUCUGUCUCAGCGGCUCUCCUACCAGAUACCAACUGGCUGACAGGUCCAGCUUUUCUAAGAAAUCCAGAAGUAGAUGAAGUUCCACAGCCAGAGGCAUUCAACCUUCUGCAUCCUGAGACUGAUGUAGAAGUUCGCCCUCAAGUUUCAACCUAUGCUACGAAAGCCACAAGUGGACUUAUUGGCUCUCACCGGUUUGAAAGAUUCUCCAGCUGGAAAUCUCUUACUCGAGCAAUAGCCAAGCUUGUCCAAAAGGCUAGAGUCUUCUGGAAAAUUUCAGACGGUAUCCAGAGAAAAGAUGAACUCCGUCAAGCAAGACUGGUCAUAUUGAAAACAACACAACAAGAUGUGUACAAAGAGGAAAUGAAAAGCCUAGCAAAGGGUGAAGAGUUUUCUCGACACAGUCCGCUCAAGAGUUUGGAUCCCAUCUUUGACGAUGAAGGAUUGCUGAGAGUCGGAGGUCGGAAUUCAUCAGCAGACAUGACCUGGGAAGAAAAGCAUCCGAUCAUUCUUCCAAAAGACAAUCACAUAUCUACCUUGUUGGUACGAUACUACCACGAACAAGUGGCCCAUCAAGGCAGACACUUCACUGAAGGCGCAGUUCGGACAGCUGGACUGUGGAUAACAGGAAGUAAGAGACUUGUGUCAAGUAUGAUAAACAAAUGUGUCACCUGCAAAAGAAUGAGAGGAAAGCUCAAAGAACAGAAAAUGUCUAACUUACCUGCGGAUAGACUUACCUUGAAUCCUCCUUUCACGAACGUAGGACUGGACGUCUUUGGGCCUUGGACCAUCUCAGCGCGCAGGACAAGAGGUGGAUAUGCAGAGAAUAAACGCUGGGCAGUCAUGUUCACCUGUCUGAGUACACGAGCGGUACACAUCGAGCUCAUAGAGACAAUGUUAACCUCCAGUUUCAUUAAUGCCUUAAGGAGAUUCACCGCCAUCAGAGGGCCUGUGAGACUCCUGCGUUCCGAUCAAGGCACAAACUUUAUUGGAGCUUGCAGAGAACUGCAAAUAAACUCUGAAGACCCGGAGUUGAAAGCUCAUUUGCAGGACAAAGGCUGUACCUGGAUAUUCAAUCCGCCACAUUCCUCUCAUAUGGGAGUGUGGGAAAGGAUGAUCGGCAUUGCACGCCACAUUUUGGAUGCUAUGUUGCUUAAGGACAACUGUCGCCUCUCCCACGAGGUACUUGUGACACUCAUGAGUGAAAUCAUGGCAAUCAUGAAUGCAAGGCCUCUAGUUCCAGUCUCGUCUGAUCCUGACAUGCCAGCAGUUCUCACGCCCGCAAUGUUGCUUACUCAAAAGACUGAUCCAGUAUCUGCUCCUCUAGGGAACAUGGAUCUGAAAUAUCUCUACAACAAGCAAUGGAGGCAAGUUCAAAGUCUAGCCGAAACUUUCUGGAAACGUUGGAGACAAGAGUACUUGGCGACCCUUCAGCCACGCAGGAAGUGGAAGUCAGAAAGACCAAACUUGCAAGUAGGCGAUGUGGUACUCCUCAAAGACACUAAAGUAAAGAGGAAUGAGUGGCCCACCGGCAUCAUUGAGGAAACCUUCCCCAGCCGUGACGGAAUGAUUUGAAAAGUGAAUGUGAAGAUCAUCAAACAGGGUACCCCUAAGGUUUAUUCCAGACCCGUUUCAGAGGUCGUACUGCUCCUCAGUAAAAAGACAUAGUGGUAUCUUAAAAUACCAGACGGGGAGUGUUAUGCCCCACAAUGUUAUUUUCUAAGACACCUAGUGGUGGAAAUCAGUUUUGCAGUUUGUGUUCUAUUUUGACCCUCCUGUUUUGCCGUAGUCAGCUUAGUGAGGGUGUGUUUCAGAGAGCAGUAGAGAACAGUUGAGAGCAGAUUUCAAACAAACAGGACGUACUGCAGGCUUUAAGCUUUAUUUUCGACUUUGAAGACUUUGAAGGUCUAAACCUUUUUACAAAAUAUACGAUUGAUCCUUCACUAAAAAGACCUAAAUUACACUAGACGCUUGGGACUCUUUUUUCAUCAAGGAUUAUAUCAUGUUAGCUAUCUGCUAAGCUAACCAGC
Molecule: messenger RNA, 6296 nt
Organism: Entelurus aequoreus (snake pipefish)
Lineage: Eukaryota; Metazoa; Chordata; Actinopteri; Syngnathiformes; Syngnathidae
Exons: 2
Coding region: 1-5841 (1946 amino acids)
Biological process (GO): DNA integration
Molecular function (GO): nucleic acid binding
Source: RefSeq, a predicted model, not a curated record